CGUAUAGGAGGAGCAUGCCGGGUGUGCAAGCCGUCACCGAUGGGAAGAUGGUGGAACCUGGAGAAGCAACGUGCACGAUACUCCGUCCCAAACAUUUCAAAAUACAUUUACCAUCACAACCUGGCAUUAGAUAUCGGUUACCUGGGGACAACCAUAGAUAAUAAAUACUAAAACCAAGACUGAAUUUGAAGUAUUUUAAUUUUGGUGCCAGGCGCAUCUUUCAUUGGUAGAGCCUAAAGCGUUGAGCCAAACGGCACAAAUCGCAUAAUUUUUAUUCUCUGGAGAGGAUUUCUUGGUUGAUAAAUUGUUGACUGUCUACAGCUUAUUGUUCUGUAUAAUCUGUUUCUUUUGGGCCUGUUUUGGAGCGGCUGUCAUAAUGCCACGGAAUAAAAAGGGGAAACGCGGCGGGAACAGCUCCAGUAAGGGCUCACUUCGACAGGAAGUGCUUCUGCUGCAGUUGUCAAAGACAGCCGUGUCACGUGCAGGGAGAAAUGGGGUGAGAGGCGAGUCUGGUGUGAGUGAUGAUGAUUUGGCGUCGGAGGUUCUCAGUCACUACAGCAGCGCAAGCGAGAGUGCAUCAGUCAUAGAGGAAGCCACAGGUGAGGUGGUAGAUGAACAAACCGCUCAGGAAGAAACAGAAGACAAACUGAAGCAGUGCAUCGACAAUCUGAUGGACAAAAGUGCUAAGACCCGUUUGGCUGCACUAGAAAGUCUCCGCUUGGCGUUUUCUUCCAGAGUCCUGUAUGAGUUUUUGUUAGAGAGACGUUUCACCAUCAGUGACUGUCUGGAAAGGAGCUUGAAGAAAGGGGGAGGAGAGGAGCAGGCCGCUGCUGCUACAGUGUGUGCUCUCUUGUGCGUGCAGCUUGGGGGAGGAGUUGAAGGUGAGGAGGGCUUUAAGAUGCUCCGCCCCAUCCUCAGCUCCAUUUUGAUUGACAGCUGUGCCAGCCUGUCAGCUCGACAGAGUUGCGCUAGAGCUCUGGGUAUGUGCUGUUACGUGUCUGCCUCAGAAGAUGCAGAGGAUCUGCUCAAAUCUAUUGGUCAUUUGGAGAGUGUGUUUGUGGGUGCAUAUCCCCUGGGUGAUGGCACUCUGCCAUCUGUCAAAGCCGGGAUCCCUGCGCUCCACAGCGCCGCCCUUCAGUCUUGGGCUUUGCUCUGCACCCUUUGUCCUGCAUCACGCAUCAACACCAUUCUGAACCACCACAUGCCACGUCUACACGCGUGUUUAGAAAGCAGUGAGGUGAACUUCAGGAUUGCUGUGGGAGAGACCAUUGCUCUGCUGUAUGAACUGGGACGGGACAUCGAUCAGGAGUUUGAGUAUGAGGACUGCGAUGCAUUAUGUGACAGUCUAAAGAACUUGGCAACUGAUGGAAACAAACAUCGUGCUAAAAAUGACCGCAGGAAACAACGCUCAAUCUUCAGGGAGGUGCUGCACUACAUAGAGAAUGAAGAUUUCACAGAGGAGAAGAUCCAGUUUGGGAUUGAGGCCAUCUACAUUGAUGGCUGGAUGCGCCACAGGAUUUAUGAUGCCUUUAAGGAAGUGCUUGAGUCUGGAGUCAGACACCACCUACAGUUUAAUCCUUUGUUGAGGGAUAUUUUUGGACUUGGACCUCCUCUCAUCCUGGAUGCGUCUGUCAAAGCCAGCAGGAUCUCCCGCACAGAGAAGCAUCUGUUUAACUCUGCUGCAUUCAAGGCCCGGACUAAAUUAAGGAACAAAGUGAGGGACAAACGUGCCGACGUAAUGUGAGGAUCAAGGCGACAGAGAGAAACACUACAUCCUUAAAAUUCCCACGGCUCACUUGAAAUUAUACUUUGACAUACUGCCAAGCCAGUGACUUGACAAUGGACAUGCGUGCGAGACUGUCUGUCUGUCUGAGUGUGUGUGAGUGUGAAAGGCUGGGUGUGUGUAUGAAGUGUUGUGUUUUUAUUUAACAUCACAGUGUGAAAGCUAGGAAUCCUUAACUUAAACCAACAUGAAAUAUAACAACCUCUUGUAAGGCUGAAUUCAGCUUUUCUGUUGAAACCUGUUUACCUCCCCAAGUCUUUUUGGGAAAAAAAAGAGAAUUUUUAUCAAAACGUCAAAAACUUUUUACAGCUCUGCAGCAAACAAAGAGGCCAAGAAAAAUUUAUUCUUUGUAGAUUUUCUAUAUGCAUUUUAUAAGUGGACUAUGCUGAUGCACCAAUGAUCUGAUGAUGCAAACAAAUGAAAAUACAUAUCUGACUGCAGUUUACCAGUUAGUGUAGACCAUUUUGUUAAACCUCUCACCACCACUAAAUCAACCAUGUUUCACGUCUUAAUUCUACUCCGCUUCUGAAAAGGUUUUUAUUUUAGUUUUUACACCAUUGUACCUUCACCCCAAGCUCAUGUAUGCCCAUUUAGAUCAUGCUUUUAACAAUUCUUUUGAAUUUCUUUCUAAAUAUCCAAAACCACCAUGUCACAAGUUUUCUUUGAAGCAAAUGUACUGUAUGCAGCAGAAUAAAUUACGUAACUAUC
Molecule: messenger RNA, 2491 nt
Organism: Carassius gibelio (silver crucian carp)
Lineage: Eukaryota; Metazoa; Chordata; Actinopteri; Cypriniformes; Cyprinidae
Gene: ifrd2
Product: interferon-related developmental regulator 2
Exons: 13
Coding region: 377-1744 (455 amino acids)
Source: RefSeq, a predicted model, not a curated record